ACAAACACACAAACACACACGAAUCAAAUAAAACAAGAAACAAAGUAAGAGAAAUCAGACGACAGUCGGCAGGAGCAGGAGCAGUAGCAGCAGCAGUAGCAGUAGCAGCAGUUACAGAAGAAGAACAGAAGAAGGCAGCCUUACACUAAGGAGAUAAACACGACGAGGGCACCAAUAACAACAAAACAACAUCAUCAACACCACCAACAAAAAGCAGAAGAAGAAGAAGAAGGAUGAACUUUAGCGCUUUAGCUCGAAGUGUUAGUGAACGUUUUAAGUCUACUAGCAAAAAGAAACCCUCAAAGAGUAGUGAAAAGUCAUCCUAUGACAAAUCAUCAAAUUGCUCAUCCGUGGAUCAAUCUUGCUCCGACGAUAACGACGAGGAGGAAGUCCAAUCGGCUAAUUUGGCAACUGCAGCAGAAAAAUUGGUCCAUCGACGACAACCAUAUCAACAGAUUGUUGAACAAAUUCUCCAUCAGGUUAGUGAACUAGAGCAUACCCUUUAUGAGGAUCAGCAAGAGGAAUUCAAAUUGCGUCUAACGCUCGAACGUCAAACGGAACGCAUAAAUGAAUUGAAUUUCUCAUUGGAUACCGAAAAACAACGAAAUAAUCGUUUAGUUCAAUUGCUACGCAACGGCAACGAUAAUUGCUCCUUAUCGGAUGAGCAUGAAAUGGCUGAAGCUGGUCUAUUUGGUGUUGGUUCACCUGUUAAAUUAUGUGGUGAUCUCUACGAGUCCAUAAGUCCAUUGCUGAUGCAACAGCGUUAUGAUGAGUUGGCCGCUUCGCAUCGUCAAAGUCGCCGACAAUUGGCCAAGAAGGAAAGUGCGUUAAAGAAUCUUCAAUGUGAGAAUGAAGAACUUAAAGCAAAAUAUAAUGAACUAUUUGAUGAAUUUCGUAAGGGUCAGCGUCGUUUUGAAAUGGUCUGCGCCCGCUAUCUGCAAAUGACAAUAAGGAAAAAGCAACAGAUAAUGACUUUAAAGAAUACACUCACCUGUGCCUGUCAAUGUCUAUUUCAUGCCCAAGAGAUAAUCGAUAUCUAUGUACGACAUCAAAAACAAGUAACCAGCAAACAUUAUGCCGAACAUUUGCAGAAAUAUAGUCAAAAUUUCGAGUGCUUCUUGAUCGCAUUGCGACAUUGUUGUUCCGAACGAAAAUUGCGAGCCAUGCAGCUAGAGAAGCAACAACAAAAGCUAAAUCCACAGAAAUCGGCAUCCUCCAUAGCGAGCAGCGAUGCCACAUUGGUUUGCGCAAAUCCGAGGCCAAAGUCGCAUCGUUCGAAAACGAAAGUUCCAAACAAACCUCUAACCAAAAAAACCCAAUAAUUUCCCAUUUAUUUUCUUCAAUUUAUUUAUUUUUUAAGAAUUCUCUACUCUAAUUUAGUAUGAGGUUUAUGUUUCGCCCGAAAAGUAAUGGAAAAGAAUAAGAAAAAAUAAUUCAUUUA
Drosophila willistoni is the source of this 1441-nucleotide messenger RNA. RefSeq lists its product as uncharacterized. The record is from RefSeq and is a predicted model, not a curated record. Bases 234 to 1322 code for a protein of 362 amino acids. The transcript has 2 exons. NCBI's taxonomy places the organism in Eukaryota, Metazoa, Arthropoda, Insecta, Diptera, Drosophilidae.